Xyrauchen texanus (razorback sucker) is the source of this 1121-nucleotide messenger RNA. Its product is annotated as histone H1-like. The record is from RefSeq and is a predicted model, not a curated record. Gene Ontology annotation, cellular component: nucleosome. Gene Ontology annotation, biological process: nucleosome assembly. The transcript has a single exon. Gene Ontology annotation, molecular function: DNA binding; structural constituent of chromatin. The coding region runs from base 62 to 673 and encodes 203 amino acids. NCBI's taxonomy places the organism in Eukaryota, Metazoa, Chordata, Actinopteri, Cypriniformes, Catostomidae.
CUCUCUUCAUUACUGAACUCAAACACUGUGUGUGUGUGACGUUACACAUCCGAUCAGAAAGAUGGCAGAAACCGCUCCAGCUGCAGCCGCCGCGCCGGCCAAAGCGCCCAAGAAGAAAUCUGCUGCUAAACCCAAGAAAACGGGCCCAAGCGUCGGUGAACUCAUCGUCAAAACUGUGUCCGCUUCCAAGGAGAGGAGCGGCGUGUCUCUCGCCGCCCUGAAGAAAGCUCUCGCCGCCGGUGGAUACGAUGUGGAGAAGAACAACUCCCGCGUCAAGAUCGCCAUCAAGAGUCUGGUGACUAAAGGGACUCUGGUCCAGACCAAAGGGACCGGCGCCUCCGGAUCAUUCAAGCUCAACAAGAAACAAGCCGAGAGCACGAAGAAACCCGCCAAGAAAGCCGCUCCUAAAGUCAAGAAGGCCGCAGUCAAGAAACCCGCCGCCGCCAAGAAGCCCAAGAGUGCCGCGACUAAGAAACCUGCCGCCAAGAAAUCCCCCAAGAAGGUGAAGAAACCCGCAGCCGCUAAAAAGGCAACGAAGAGCCCCAAGAAGGCAAAGAAACCAGCAACCCCCAAGAAAGCCGCCAAGAGCCCCAAGAAGGCCAAGACUGUCAAACCCAAAGCGGCAAAGCCGAAAGCAGCCAAACCUAAAAAGGCCGCGCCUAAAAAGAAGUAGAUGAACUCUUGACUGAGUUUCUUCCUCAAAACGGCUCUUUUAAGAGCCACCCACUAAUUCAUAUAAAUGAGCAAAACUUUGUGCAGGAUUUGAGUUUAUUUUUCUUGUUUUCGUAUUUGUUUAUUGUGACUCAGAGUUCACAAACCGAAAGCAAAACUUCUGAUGAAACAAAUGUGUAUUAUGCAGCGUCACUUUCACCCCUCCUGACAAGUCUGUGACGAGUUAAAUCACUGUUUAAAAUCAAGUUUAGUGCAAUUACUUGAUUGUUUUAUACGUUUGAUUCAAUUAUAUUCAAUCGAUUAUACAUUUCUGUUCAUUAAAUUUCAGGUUUAACGGCAUCAAAGAAAAGAGCUCGUACACUUACUGCCUCACUAAACCACACAAGAGUUUAGUUUUCAAAUACUAGUAAUAAUAACUGAAGAAGACUCUUAACCAAUAAGUUCACCUC